Symbiodinium sp. CCMP2592 is the source of this 993-nucleotide messenger RNA. The record is from the annotation of a GenBank genome assembly. Lineage: Eukaryota; Dinophyceae; Suessiales; Symbiodiniaceae.
AUGUAUGGUGGCUCCGCACAAAUCACUGUGGAAUUGAAGCCUCUUGUCACUUCCUACGGCAUUUGUGGUGGUUCGGGCGGAGGUGGGGCUUACGCCCGUGCCAUGGUGGAGGUGAAAGCUGGCCGUACCUACCGUGUUGAAGCCGGUCGUGGAGGUAAGGGUGCCAUCGGCGGCCACGGUGCCGAAAGCGGUCAGAGCAGCCGAUUCUUGGAGAAGGACGACGCCGGAGAGUGGCAUGUACUGGCGGAAGCUCGCGGAGGCUUCGGUGCAGGAUCCUUCGAUCAAAAGCUGAACUUCUCCCCAGGCGGGCAAGGGGGUGCGGUGCCAAAUUUCCCUGCUCAUGCCGAAGACUGGGACUACUUCGUCAGCUGCGACGUCCAGUGCUUGGGCACCAAGUGGCCUUCGUCCCCUGUGGGUGGGAAAGGGCCUACGGCAGGGCACGACGCGGCCGGGCGCGUUGGUCUCAUGGGGCGGGUGCAUGCCGGCCACGGCGGGAACGGCAGCUGUCCUCAGGUUCUCCGCGACUGCCAGCCGACGCUUCAGAGAACACCUGGGGCAGCCGGGCAGAACGGCCUGGCCAUCUUGCGCCGGUGCAGGAUGGAGGGUGCUUACACACUGGCCCUCCAGCGGUGCGAUGGCAGCAGCAACUGGUCGAUCCAUGGCCUCUGGCCACGAGGCGUGCGUGAUUGCCAAGAGAUCAACCUGGAUCUGUCUACCCUCUCUGGCCUGAAAGCAGAGCUGCUGAAGAAGUGGCCUUCCUGCCAGCAGUCCACUACCACGGAAGCUUUCUGGCAGCAUGAGUGGCAGAAACACGGGACUUGCCUGAGCAGCAGUCCGGCGCACUAUUUUGAACUGGCCCUGCGGCUACUGGGGCAGCACGCCCAUGCCUGCGCCGAAUACACCUCCACGGACUGUCGGCUUUGUCUCACAGAGGACUUCGAGCUGUGCACACGGGACUCUUCAAAGUCGGCUCCAGAAGGAGCUGCGCCCUGA